Molecule: messenger RNA, 1801 nt
Organism: Saccostrea echinata
Lineage: Eukaryota; Metazoa; Mollusca; Bivalvia; Ostreida; Ostreidae
Product: stabilizer of axonemal microtubules 2-like
Exons: 5
Coding region: 121-1527 (468 amino acids)
Biological process (GO): microtubule anchoring
Cellular component (GO): axonemal microtubule; centriole; sperm flagellum
Molecular function (GO): microtubule binding
Source: RefSeq, a predicted model, not a curated record
GGUCUCUAUCCACCAUAUUGUAAACAGGUGCCCGUGUGCUUGACAACGCCUGUUAUGUCUGUGUAACCAAACUCCCUAGGCUAAAGAAAAGGCGUGAAAACAUAGAGAUAACGAAUCAGGAUGGUGAAGAAAUGUAUAUGUGAAAUCUGUACAUGUGGGCGGCACAGAUGCCCUCACCGACCCACAAACGUCAUCAACAAGGGAGAUCAGCCGUGUAAUCUAACAGAGUAUAACAAUGUCUACAAGCAGCACCCCAUCCAGCCGCGGGAGAGUUUCAAGCCCUCAGCAGAGGCUCUCAGAGGAGGACAGUUUGAGGACAAAACAACACAGAGACAGGAUUACAUUAAGCAUCCGUUAGAGAGACCCUUUGUUAGAGUUCCGGAACAAUAUAGAAGACCUCAGGGGGAAAUGGAUGGAAUUACGUCAUAUAAAAAGGACUAUACAGAGAAGUAUCAGGAGCCGGCGAGAGCAAUAAAACACGACGGACAGCGCCAGGCCCAGGGCAAAUUCGAGGGGGAACCCACCUACAAAUCUGACUACAGGAAGUGGGAUAUGUCCGGCCGAGUCGGUCCAUACGUCUCCCAGGAUGCAUGGCAGCCACCCAACAGCAGGUUUGAGGGCGAAAGCACAAUGCACCACGACUAUAUUAAGUAUGACGCCAAGAGACGCGGUAUGAUUAAGCCCCCACAGGCGGCGCAGAUGUCAGAUUCCCCCUUCAAUGACAGGACCGGUUACAGAGAUUCCUACAUCAAACACCCUUUGGAGCCAAAGUAUGUUCAUCCCAAGGAACAGUACAAGGGCCCCGCUGCACCCUUUGAGGACAUGACCACAUUUAAGCGAGAUUAUAAGGGCAAUCCUGGAGAGAUCACUCGUAGCUUUAAGCCCGAUAACCAAGCUUUCUCCUCUGGGAAACCAUUAGAAGACACAACUACCAAUAGAAACGAUUAUCGAAAAUGGCCGAUGGAACGCCCCUAUGUACAUGCGCAUGAGCAGUACAAGAAGCCCGAUGGCACCAUGGAAAUGACCACCACACAUAAUGCGACUUACCGUGAGCUUCCGAUAGACAGAGUGGUGGCCCAUCGUCCGUCGUCUGCCAAUAAAGCACGUAAUGCUCCCUUUGACGGGAGUACCAGUUACGCGCAUGAUUACAAAAAGUGGGAGAUGAAUAGAAACAAACCCAUGAUGCGAGACGAAUACCAUCCAAACACGGCGCCAUUUGAGGGUCUCUCCACUCAGAAAGCUCAUUUCAUUCCUCAUGAAUUACAACCAAACAGAAGCUUCAGACCCGACAACACAGCUUUCCAGAGUGGAUCUAAGUUUGAAGAUGGUACCAUGUACCGCACAGACUAUACACCUAAACAAGUUGAAAUCUGCCCUGUCAUAGGAAUAGAGAAAGGUCAGUCGCAAUACCAGUACGUUACCACUGACCAACGAGGUCAUAAGAUGUAUAAUCCCGUUUUCGAGAGUGUCCAGUCACUGUCAAAUGGCUUUCAGUCGCCAAACCGAAUGCAGAUGACUGCUGCAUAAUCUGAACAAUUUAGAAAUUAAUUUCAUUUAUCCCAUAUACAAUCUGUGAUAUUAUAUUUGUGUAGAAAUAUUGUGAUGGCCAGCUUUGGUAAGGGUCAAUAUAUAAGAGAACUUUCGGUUUUGAUUGUACUUUUUAACUAUAGUGCCUAUUUCGUUUGGUCUCCAAAAGGACAGAAAAUACAGAUAGAAUCAUGGGAGAGAAAUGCCCCGAUGCUGUAGUGCUAUAUAACUAACAAAAUCAUCACGUUUCAGCACAGAGAUGGACAUUUCAUAA